GGCGGGCGCGGACUGAGGAAGGGGAGGUGAGCGGACUAGGCGAUACGGCCGCUGGGUGCGGGGGCGGGCCUGCCCUGGAGCAUGGUAAACUUGACAAGUGACAAAAGAUGGCAUCCUACUUAGCAAAAGAAGUUCAGCUUGCUAGAAGACAUGAAGAGAUACUGUCUCAGAGAUCAGUAUUGCUACAGCAGAUGGAGAAUCAUCUAGGAAACAAGGAGACUGAAAAGACAUGGCAAGCACAAGCAGCUGAUGCAGCUUAUAAAAGAAAUGCAGCACUUUUAAAUGAUAUUGAAGCUGUAGAAAAGAAACUGCAAGCAAGAGCACAUCAACUUCCACAUCCUGAUAUUGUUAAGUUAGAAACUGUCUAUUGGGCAUCAGUUGAAGAAUCUCUUCCCAAGUGGGAGCAGUUUCUGUUAGGAAGAGCACAAACUCCUGUUGGUUUUAAGAAAAUGAAUCCUAUAAAACAGAACCAAUACGACCAACUAGCAACCAGCCCAGUAAAAACAUCAACACCUGCUGAAACGUAUUCCUGGUUAGACACUCCUGACCACACUAUGCAAGGUGGGAGCCACAGCUUUGAAGCUCUGAGUUGAUGCGGACACCUAGCAACUGCUACAGCCUCAACCCUUCCUAGAUUUUUCUGAAAUUCUCAUUACGUGCUGCUUUUCAUCUCAGAACAGUUUAUCUGGGAAGUUUGGUACAAAGCUGGAAAGGGAAAUAUAAAGUUACAGAAGUGCCUUGAGACUUUGCCUGAAGCUCACUUUUGGGAAAGUUCCUUUUUUUGAUUCAUAAUGUUUCCAACCUGGCUUAACCUAGAAAUUCCAGUGCAUCUGGAGUUCAGUAGUUUGGGUUAGUGGAGACAAAGAUAUACACUAUGAACACAAUAAUUAACAUAGCUUGUGGUAUCUUACACUAAGGUAAGCAGCAAAAAAGGUUAAUAUUGGGGAUUACACAAGGUUAUAAAGUGGAGCCUUUAGCAGAUUGAGGAAGGGGUCUGGGGAGGAAGUGUUUGCCAAAGGGAAGAGCUUGGAAAAGGAUUCUGUUUUGAAGAAAUCUGGUAGGUUACAGUCUUGGAGGAGGUUGUUCUUUUCCCCUUCUCUCAGCUAAAGAAAGCUUACGCUAUCUUUUAUUUGGGGGGAGGGGGGAAAUGGGAUGGGGUGCUGGAACAGACUGAAGAAAACCCCAAUUUUGAUUCCUUGGAUGUAAGGCUGGCAUAGAGAAAUACCCUUCCCAGAGGUGUCUGUUUCUCUAGUCUUUAAACAGCAGGCUAUGGCAUAUUUGGGGAAAGAGGGGAGCAUUCUGCUAGUGGCUACAGCCUCAUCUAGCGCUGCUGCUGUGUGCGUACAGAGCGCCGAGAUCUCUGCUCUGAACUGAAUUAUGUGCAGGGAAGACGAGGUGAACUGGGGCAGGUGACAAAGGAAAGGAAGUGAUCAGCAUGGAGUUGUGCUACCUGGCUGAGGAAGAGGGGCCUCUGGGGAAGGAACGAAGGGGAUGUUCUUAGCGAGCAAGAGACUACUUGGAUUGAAGGAAAUGUAAGUGGCUUGAGGGUGUAAAAGGCUGGGGGGAUGGAAGUGGGUUGGAAAAGGCAAAGCCCCCUGCUCCAUGUUAAUCUUCCAAGUGUUUAAAACAUUCAGCGUGUGGUAUGUCCCUCUUCUCACUUGGCAAAUCUGCAGGAAGAGAGCCCUGCUCUGAUGGGUCUCACCGAACUAGCUGAGCAGAAGGCUCCUCCUAGGGACCUAACACACCCACCCAACUGAAAUGUCUGGUCUCCGCUCAGAAAACCUGAGAACUGCAAAAACAAAAAUCCGUUGAAAAGAUUCCAACAUGGAAACGUUUCAGUGGAGUCCACAUACCACCCACGGUUCCCUUCUCUACAGAAAUGUGACGCACUUGAUAGCCUUCUAUUAAUGACCUGUUCUAUAGCCAGUUCUCACUCUUGUUAAAACCCUGGAGAAAUGCAGUGAAGAAUGUGUUCUAUAGGAGGGCAGGAGAGAGAGAGUUUGCAUGCAUGCAUGUAUGCACAUGUUGGCAGUAUGGUAAGGAGAGGCGCAGAGAUGUGUGUUCUCAGUCUGCGCGAUCUGUUCUUGAGAGGUGCCUGGAAGGGCUCAGAAAAUGAAGGGUGAAAGUGAAAAUGUAGGCAGAAGAGAGCAGUGGGUGAAAAGAGCAUUACAUGAAGGAAUUGCAGCGUAGGAAGGAGAAGUACUGUCUAUCAGAAACCAGUUAAGAAAACAGAGCAGGAAUAAAUGGUUACUUUCAGCAAGGGAGUGGAAUACCUGAAAUUUCUGUUCUGGAUCGGUCCCGUUUGAUAUAUAUUAAUGGUCCCAAAAAGGGUAUGCAUCGUAAAGCAGAGAAGGUGAGGGAUAAUAGAGUUAUUGAAGCAAGGGGGCUGGGGCGGACGCGAACGGACGGCAUCGUGGCAGGCGGAAUUCCAUAUUGACAAACACAAAGUGACACGCAUCGGAAGGCCCCAUCCGUGCUGAAUUUUGCCGACAACUCUGUUUCUCUCUCUCUCCCUUUCCCCUAAAAUGUUAAGAACUAAACUCACAGUGGGCACUUCAGAGGAGGAUUGAAAUGUCGGUGCAGGUGGCCUGGAGAAAAUCUCUGUGCAGGGUGGGCAAAUGUUGGGGAAUGUAUAGAAUGAGAUUGAAAAUGCCACAGUGAAAACCCACAGUGCAUUCUCCUCCUUUGAUUCUGCUAACCAUUUCUGUAAAAAAAAAAAAAAAAAAGAGAGAGAGAGAGCACAAGGAGAGUUCAGAGGUGGAUGGUGAAAAAAACAUGAAUGGAGACCCCGUGAAUGCUAAUAUUAGCCCAGGGCUCUUGACAGUGAUCAGUACCAGAACUUUCUUGAGACGAUGCGAGAACCCACUAGUAGGGAACUACAGAAUAUUUUUCCCAUAGAACAAGGUUCUUCCUAUCUUCCCUAAAUCUGAGGCCAGCAUCAGAUAAGUUUGCACCAGUCUGGUUGAAUCCUCCCCAUGCAAAAAUGCAGCAGCUCUUUCAAGUUACACAGUACAUAGGAAUCCUGAUGGAAGUCUGGUGCCCUUGGUGGCUGUCAGGAGCGAGGAUUUCACCCCCAAAAUCCUAGCACUGGAGCACUGUCAGUAUGCAACCCGCAAACAGAUUCUCAAAACGUUAAUAUUACUGUAAAAUCAUUAGGUUAAUUUAUCAGACCCCUGUCGGGUGGUAUCUGGGGAGAAAAAGACACCCAGAAACAAAAACCUGUAAAUAUUUAAGCCCACUUUUAUUAUUUUUCCAAACGCUCCUUAAGAAACUGUUUACACACAGACUUAAACUGGAUAAGUGAAAGUGAUGCAAACAUCUUUGUCUGUGGACACGUGGUUCAGAAAUGGCUUGUAUCAAUUUAGCCCUGUAUUGACUUAAGCUAAAUUGCUAAGCCACUUCUAAACCAAA
Molecule: messenger RNA, 3411 nt
Organism: Gavialis gangeticus (Gharial)
Lineage: Eukaryota; Metazoa; Chordata; Crocodylia; Gavialidae
Gene: CEP15
Product: chromosome unknown C3orf14 homolog
Exons: 6
Coding region: 108-593 (161 amino acids)
Source: RefSeq, a predicted model, not a curated record